Messenger RNA from Cucurbita maxima (winter squash), 1963 nucleotides. Its product is annotated as 5'-adenylylsulfate reductase 3, chloroplastic-like. The transcript is spliced from 5 exons. The record is from RefSeq and is a predicted model, not a curated record. NCBI's taxonomy places the organism in Eukaryota, Viridiplantae, Streptophyta, Magnoliopsida, Cucurbitales, Cucurbitaceae. Bases 107 to 1480 code for a protein of 457 amino acids. Gene Ontology annotation, molecular function: phosphoadenylyl-sulfate reductase (thioredoxin) activity.
GAUUUAAACUUCCGUUCUAAAGUUUUACAGAGCAAGAAAUCAUAGACGAAGAAUUACAUUAAUUCGAAAAGCAACCGAAAGAGCGAGCAAGAUUCUUUGAUCCUUCAUGGCGCUUGCUGCUUCUUCUGUUUCUAAUUUGCUGCAUUUUGCUGUUUCCUCUGAUGCUAAAGCUCCACGAAUUGGUUCUGUUCAGCCGUUGAAUUGGCCGCACGUUUUGUCUUCUGGAGUCAAUUAUUUACGAAGAGGAUGCCGGGUGAAGCCUAUUAAUUCGCAAUCUCAACGGAAUGAUUUGUUUGUGCCUCUUGCGGUGAAUACCCUUGCUUCCGAGGUGGUAGAGAAAGCUGAGACGGUAGACUACGAUGGAUUGGCUAAAGACUUUGAAGAUGCUUCCCCUCUGGAAAUAAUGGACCAAGCCCUCGAGAAAUUUGGCAACGAUAUUGCAAUUGCAUUUAGUGGCGCGGAAGAUGUUGCAUUGAUUGAAUAUGCUCGUUUGACUGGCCGACCAUUUAGGGUGUUUAGCCUAGACACAGGGAGGUUGAAUUCAGAGACAUACCAAUUCUUUGAUGCAGUGGAGAAGCAUUAUGGCAUCCAUAUAGAGUAUAUGUUCCCAGAUGCUGUUGAAGUUCAGGGUUUAGUUCGGAACAAAGGGUUGUUUUCAUUCUACGAGGAUGGCCAUCAGGAGUGCUGUCGAGUGAGGAAGGUGAGGCCUUUGAGGAGGGCUUUAAAGGGACUCCGAGCAUGGAUCACCGGACAAAGGAAAGAUCAAUCUCCUGGAACUAGGUCUGAAAUUCCUGUUGUCCAAGUUGAUCCUGUUUUCGAGGGGUUGGAUGGAGGCAUUGGGAGCCUGAUCAAGUGGAACCCACUGGCCAACGUUGAUGGUAAAGACAUAUGGAACUUUUUGCGGACCAUGAAUGUGCCUGUGAACUCUUUGCAUUCUCAAGGAUAUGUCUCAAUUGGGUGUGAGCCGUGCACGAGGCCUGUCCUUCCAUGGCAGCAUGAAAGAGAGGGAAGAUGGUGGUGGGAGGAUUCCAAGGCCAAGGAAUGCGGUCUUCACAAAGGAAAUCUCAAACAAGGAGAUAUUCCCCAACUGAAUGGCAAUGGAAAUGGAACUCCCCUGGUUAAUGACAUCUUCAUCUCCCAAAAUUUGGUGAACCUGAACAGAACAGGAAUAGAAAACUUGUCCAGGCUGGUGAACCGGAAAGAACCUUGGCUUGUUGUUCUUUAUGCGCCAUGGUGCCAAUUCUGCCAGGCUAUGGAAGGGUCAUAUGUUGAAUUGGGUGAGAAGUUGGCAGGGAGUGGGGUGAAAGUUGGGAAGUUCAGAGCCGACGGUGAGCAGAAGGAGUUCGCGAAAGCAGAGCUGCAGCUAGGAUCCUUCCCCACAAUACUCUUCUUCCCCAAACACUCAUCUAAAGCAAUCAAGUACCCAUCUGAGAAGAGGGAUGUUGACUCGUUGUUGGCUUUUGUGAAUGCUCUACGAUGACAUGUAUAGAUUCACAUAAGCAAAAGAAGUCCUAAGAUCCUAAUACGGUCCAUUAACAAAGGGAAAAUACAUACGGGCUCCAGUGCGAGGAAGGAAAAUAACCAGUGCGAUGGAAGACGAGAUAAAAAAUCAAAGCUUGGGCAUCUUUCUGGAGCCGAGAGAGGGCAUUGGGUCCUGAUCUCGAAGCUCGCCCAUGUUCUAUACCUCUGCUGUGACAAACAAUGGCACGAACAUGUUCUUAUGUAUCUAACUCUAAACCCACCAAAACAAUGCCUGCUGGUUUCUGGUUUCUGGUAACUGGCAUUGAAUUUGAUGCCUUGUUAUUAAUUAUGUAACCCUGUUUUCCCAGUUAUCAUUAUGGCCUACUAUUGACAAUUAGUUUUGUAGCUUGAGUUGUUUUUCUUCAUUUGCAUUGCUUCAAAAUGCAUGAUUUUGUAUGCAUACAGGCAUCAGGGUAUCCAAUAUCAUAUUACAGAUCUCAAA